AUGUCGACUGUAACUUUCCCAUUCGAUACAAAAGCACACGCCUUUUAAAAGAGGGCUUAUGAGAGGCCUCCUCAGCAUUAGCUCAAUGCAAGUCUUAUUCAAAGAAACAAGGAAAGACUUGAUAAGUUAGAAUUGACAUUCCAACUUUCUGGAGUCUUCUCAUUGCCAGACGGAUGGAAAUCUAAAAUUGAUGAUCCAACAGAGCAAAUGUAUUAAUAUGAGAUAAAAAUGUACAACAUGCAUCUCAAGGGAGGCAAAGUAGUACCCAGAUAACUUAGUGAAGAGGAAAAAGCAGAGGCAGAAGCUGCUAAAAAUAAAAAGGGAGCACCUCCAGCCAAAGAUCCCAAGAAAAAAGGCUAGGAAGAUGAAAUUUCAGCUGAAGAAAAGGAAAGAAUUGAGAGAGAAUAAGCAGAAAAGGAACAAAAGAUGGAGUACUAUAGACAACAGUGGCAAGAAUACUCUAAUCAAGAAAAGUUUGAGAGAUACUGUGAAGAUUCUUUCAAAGAGCCAAGCAUAAAGUUCAUAGACUCUUCUACAGGUAACUAAGAGCCCGUAACUAUUACAUUAAAUGGGGAGGAUUUGCUUAAGUUCGAGGAAGAUGUAUUCGAGAGAUAAGGAGUAUACCUCUAUUUCGAUAAAUUAGCUCCAGCUGAGGAUGAAGAUCCUAAGAAGGGAGGUGCUAAAGCUGCUCCAAAGAAAGGAGGCACUGAAGAAAUGAAGCCAGUUCAUGGAAGAGUCUUUCUCGAUUUAACCUAAUUGCUGAUCCCUGGCAAUAACACUCAGGUUAUGAAGCAACUUAUUGAAACUUACUCUAAAAACCCAGAAGGAGAAGGAAGUCAGGAAUAAGUAUUUGAGCCAUCUCAAACUUACAUCUAUUAUAGUCUCAGUUUAGACUAACCAAUCUACCCCUAUAUUUAUACUGAACAACUAUCACAGGUUGUCUUGAACAAGGCCUUCUACAGCAACACUGCUGUUAGUCUUCCUGAUACCAAUGCUGCUGUCAGAGAGUUCCACAGAACAAUCAAUGUUAUUGUAAAGGAGAUUGGUGUUGAGUAUAACCGUGUCUUUACGGGUGAAGGCACAAUGCAAGGCUCAGAUGACAAAGACAGUCCCAGAGGUUAAAAACCAGGCUCCACGAUAUAUUCAACUCCAGCCUAAUAGAGAGAAAUGAGAGAGUAGAGAAAGGAGAAAUUCCUGAUUGAGUUUAACGUUGGCUCAAAGUAUUCAGUUCUUAGAGAAAAGCUGAAGAAGUCAGUUUUGAGAUUUGUUGUUGAGAAGUACAAGAGAGAAAUAGGCAACAAAAAUCUUACCCAAGAGGAGAGAGCAAAGUUCAAGGCUAAUUUGUAUGUUUAUGUGAACGAGCUGAUGAAGAAGACUCUCUCUGAUGCCAUCGAUUAAAAUAAGGAGCAAAUCCACUAGGACAUUUGGAUGCAGAAGGAUUCCUUAAGAGAUGACAAGCAAAAUAAGAUCAAUAAGAGUUUCAACGAGAACUUUGAGGACAAAUGCAAGAGACUGUAUAAGGAAUUUGACAUUAAAAAUGAUUAAGAAAAUUCUGAAAAGUGGCUACUCAACUGUUUGUACGACUGCAAGUAUAGACCGUAUCCAAUGUACAGAGAUUAUGCUCGAUUUUGUCUGAAAUAUGGUAUGUACCUUCGCGCUGAAUAUUAUCUUGAAAAGUUGAUCGAAGAGUCGGAAUACUCUAAUUUGAAUAGGAUACUUUAAGCCACUCUAUUAGUGCAAAGAGGCAAUUUCAAAGGAGCACUAGAAAUUCUCAAUUAAGUGCUAGAUUCUGAUUGGAAGGACUAUAAAGCCAAUAUACUAAUGGGACUCCUCUACGAUAAAUUAGAAAGACCAGGGUUGUCUAGAAAGCAUUUUGCAAUUGCCAAAUGCAGAAAACUUAGAGAAUUGAAUCUGCUUCCACCAAAGAGUAAUUAGCCAAAGAAUUUUAGAACUAUAUAAGAAGAAUUUAAGAUUUAAGCAGUCGAUUUUAAAAUCACUAAAGAUUAGCAACUAAGUUACGACUAGCAGGAUCUUCUUUACUUUGAAUUUAUUGAAUUCCUUCUGGAAUACUGGGUAUAUGACUUAGCUGAAUUCACUCUUUCCUACAUUAAAGACAACUAGUCCGAGAGAUUCUUAAUGACUUAAGCUAAGAUUAGAGUUCAGCAAAGAAAUUUCCCAGAGGCAGUUUAGUCACUUGACAAGAUCCUUGGAAAUGAUCCAAAGAAUCAAGCGGCUUGGAUCCUUAGAGGUCAUGCCUUUUUUAUGGCUAACAAUCUUUUCGAUAGCGAGGAAAGUUACAUUAAGGCUUUAAGACUGAAACCACCAGUUAAAGAUUAGAUUCUUUAGGAAAGGUUAGGUAUUGUGUAUGCAAGAAGAAAGGCAUGGAAAGAUGCUAAAGUUGUGUUUGCUAAAUGCUGCAAAGAAUUUACUUCUACCACCUCAUGGAUGUAUCUUGGUUUGGCUUUACUCAGACUUGGAGAAUUAAGUUUGGCUGAAGAUGCUUUUACUCAAGCAAAUAUUCUUGAUAACUUCAAUCCAAAGAUCUGGGGAUAUAUGUGCAUAUUAUGCCUUACAGUGGGCAAGGAUAGAAAAUUCUAAGCAUAGAUAUGCUUCCGUGAAGCUCUAAAAACUGGCUUAAAUGACACUGAAAUUCUUGAAGAAAUAGGAGAUUUAUAUGUGAGAGAAGGAUAUUAUGAUUAAGCUACUGAAAGUUUUGCUCAACUAAUCAAGAUUGAUCCUAAGCAUGGCGAGGGCUGGUAGAAGUUAGCUGAUGUAUACUGCAAUAAUCUAAAGCUGAACAAGGAAAGAUCCAAUGCCAUAGAUGCUUAUAAGAAGGCCAUUGAGUUAGUAGAAGGAGAAAACAAUAAAUCUAAGAUAGCUCUUACUCUUAAAGAGCUCUUAUAAGCUGAAAAUAGAGAAGACGAAAUUGAGCCAUUCAGAAAAUACUUGCUUGAUGAGUCACUAACUCAGUGA
Molecule: messenger RNA, 2973 nt
Organism: Stylonychia lemnae
Lineage: Eukaryota; Ciliophora; Spirotrichea; Sporadotrichida; Oxytrichidae
Source: the annotation of a GenBank genome assembly